Molecule: messenger RNA, 2489 nt
Organism: Apis florea (little honeybee)
Lineage: Eukaryota; Metazoa; Arthropoda; Insecta; Hymenoptera; Apidae
Gene: SamDC
Product: S-adenosylmethionine decarboxylase
Biological process (GO): spermine biosynthetic process; spermidine biosynthetic process
Cellular component (GO): cytosol
Molecular function (GO): adenosylmethionine decarboxylase activity
Source: RefSeq, a predicted model, not a curated record
ACUUUAAAUGGAAUUUAUUAAUGCGCAUGCGUCAAAAGUAAUUUUCGAUUGGUAGAGCAAUGGAUACACGCAUCCAUGAUAGAGAUAGUAGUUAAAAAAGAACGUAACGCAAAGGAGUAAGAAAAAGAUAGAAAACGCCAUCUUGCGCAUGCAAAGAAGAGUGAGAGAGAUAGAAACCACCGCCAAUAUGAUUACUCGAUCACUUGUUCUCAGUAGUAAAGCAAAGUUGGGUGAGAGGGUCGGUUUGUCGUAUAUUUGGAGCGAAACACAAACUCAAGAAAGAAAUUUUUGUUUGUUUUCACAUAUAUCGUAAUUGUAAAUAAUAUUUUGUGCCACCAAAGAAUGGCAACUACCAAAGACGACAGCACCGAUAGCGUGCAAUUUUUUGAAGGAGUGGAGAAACUUCUUGAGAUUUGGUUCACAAGCAGCAGCAGCAUAAACAGAAAGCAGGGCGAUCUUAGGCAGAUUCCUCAAUGGAAGUGGCAAUCAUUAUUAAAAAUCGUUCGUUGUGAGAUUAUCAGCAUUUGUCGUACCGAGCAUGUAGAUGCUUAUGUUCUCAGUGAAAGCAGCAUGUUCCUAUCAAAACGUAGACUUAUUUUGAAAACAUGUGGUACAACUACUCCUCUUCAAUGUUUGGAGCCUCUUUUGGAACUCAUAAAAGAAUAUACUGGCUUUGAAGAAGUAGAGAAUGUAUUUUAUUCAAGAAAAAAUUACAAGAAGCCAGAAUUGCAAAUAUCUCCGCAUCAAGCAUUUGAAGAAGAAGUUGGUUUACUUGAUACAUUUUUUCCAGGUGGAGAAGCCUAUUGUUUAGGUUCUGUAGAUUCAGAUUGUUGGUAUUUAUAUACUUUGAAUAAAGAAAAGUCUGUUGAUGAACCCUCAGAACCAGAUCAAACCUUAGAAAUCUUAAUGACUCAUUUAGAUCCAGAAAUAAUGGCUCUUUUCACUAGAGAUGUAUGCUCGUCUGCAGAUGAAGCAACUCAAAAAUCAGGAAUUGACAAACUUAUACCAAAUAUGAUUAUUGAUGAUUUUUUAUUUGAACCUUGUGGAUAUUCAAUGAAUGGAGUAUCUAAAAAUGGAAAUUAUAUGACUAUUCAUAUCACACCAGAACCAGAGUUUUCAUAUGUCUCAUUUGAGAGUAACAUUCCAGAAGCAUCAUAUGAGGAAAUAAUACGACGUGUAUUGAACACUUUUAAACCAAAAAAAUUUGUUGUAACCGUCUUUGCUAACAAAGAAUCAAUAGCUGCUAGUUGUCCGCGUGACUUAGAACAAACUGAUUUUCUAAAAUGUUCUGGUGAUUGGCUACGUACAGAUGUACAAUAUUGUCGUUUCAAGAAUUAUGAUUUGACUUGUGCAUUUUAUUCAAGAUUCCCAAGCUGAGGGUUCAUGGACGCUUCAUUCGGACCUAAUGAAUCAGGGACAAAUGAAGCGCUUAUUAAUAAUUCUACUUUUUCGCAAACUUCUUUUUCUUUUUCUAAUUCCAUAAAUGAAAAAAACAAAUUUAAUCAAUCUAUAAAACAUAUAUUAAAACCUACAAAUAUUUACAAAAAACAUAAUCUUGUAUCUACUCAAUAUAUAAAACAUAAUAAUGAAACAAAUCUUAAUGAAUGCACUAUUACACAAAAUUCUAUAAUUACCCGAGGAAAGAAUGUUACAACAUCCACAAUUCCACUAAUUACAUCCACGCCACAAUCCAUUAAUCCUGAUGUGUCUAUAGAAGAUAAAUAUUUAAAUAGAAAAAGUAACGAUUGUCAUCCUUUGCAGAAUUAUAUGGAUAUUAAUAGAGGUACUAAUUCUUAUUCUCUACGAUCAGUAUCAUCACCACAGUUAACAAUUAAACCCCUUACACGAUCUAAAGUUUAUAGGAAAACAUCUUUAAAAUCAAUGAAUUUAUCAAAUUCUAUGUUAGAUCAUAAUAUAUCUAAUCAUCGUAAAAGUAAUUUUUUGACGAGUUCGGAAAAUCGUAUAAUUAAUAUUUCUAAUUGUUCUAUAGCUUCCACAGAUAAAAAAGUACAUUUUUCUUGUAUUUCGGAAUUAACUCAAGAAAAUAAUUCGACUGAUACAAAAAAUAAGUGGAAUAUGGGAGAAGUACAUAUUACUUGUAAUCCACUUUCAACACCAUAUCCAUAUUCCACACCCCAUCAUAAUAUUAUAAGUGAAACUGUAACAGAAUCGCUAGAUGAUGAACCAAAAAGUCGAAGUUGCGGAAAUUUUUUGCCAAUUUUAUCAUUGAUUCCACAAACAGUAAUCAGUUUUCAAUAUUUAAGCCCGAAAAUGAAAUUUUCAUGGUGGAGAAACAAAAUCUCGUGAAGGUACGCUUAAGUAGACCAUUUAGCGCAAUUGUUGCUAGUGGUCUUAUAGCACAAUUAAAUGCUAUUUGGUCAAGCUCUAUGAAAACCUCUUACCUCGUAGUUAGUUUCCAAUCUUCAUCAAUUAGAGGUAUCCUAUCAUCGCUAUAUUUAAAUGUCAGCCUAUACCUCUUUAUUAUUAUA